AAAAAAUUGAGCCCUAAUUGUCGAAGACUUGUUAUCUUCGUCUCUCUCGUAAUCUCUAUCUCUUGGUGGGGCGACGUCAAGAGCGCUUGGAAUCGAAUGAUACUCCGGCGUCGAUCUCUUCUUCUCCGACUCUACUCCGGCGUGAAUCUCUUCGUCUCCGGCUAAUCUCUUCUUCUCCGACUCUUGCUCGGUUCGUCUACGGCCUAUGAUUUUUAACGGUGAUGGUUCUGAUGAGUCAAAGAAGACAUGGUGGUUGAAUAGGCUUAUGCGUCAACGGAAGAAGAUAACACAUGAUUGGCCAUAUACCCUUUUGAAGAAGGGAAGCUCUUUGUUCUUACCCUUAGAGCUGGAAUGGUAGGUUACCACAUCAGCGUUAAUGGAAGACAUAUCACAUCUUUCCCUUACAGAACACGGUUUGUUCUAGAGAAUGCUACUGGACUAGCAGUCAAGGGGAAGAUGAUUUGCAUUCUAGAUGAUGCGACUGGACAAACGCCGCAAAAGCAUUUCGAGAUGCAGACCAUGUGGAAAGCUCCUGCGUUACCUGGGAAGACUGUGAAGCUCUUCAUCGGUGUUCUCUCUGCUGGUAACCUUUUUUACAGAGAGAAUGGCUGUGAGGAAGUCAUGGAUGCAGCAGAAACUUGUCAGAUCAUCUAAAGUUGUUACCUGAUUUUUGAGGCAUUACAUACAAGAAAGAAAGUCAAUGUGGAUCUAAAGAAAGAAGUUGAGUACUUGGUGGUAUUGUCAUAGUACCGUACAUGGAUCACUAUGACGGGAAAUGGGCUGUGACAUAUGAGUUGUUCAAGAUGGAAGAUGUGAGCAAGGGAAUGGGGGUGGAGAAGUUCAACGACUAGACCAGUGGAGGUGGUUCACAGCCUCAGGUUCUGCCAGUUUGGAUGCAUAGAAGACUACUCCACCACUCGUUACCAGUCGCCACGGCAGAUGAUUUGCAUGUGGGAUAAGCUACUGGACUUGGGACGUCUCAUUGCUGCAAAUAUGAGAUGACAUAAUAUUGUUUUUGGCCGUGAUUCUGGAAUUUUUCUUUAGAAAGCAGAUGGGAGUUUAUGGAGUUGGCUAUUUUAGAUUUAUGUAUAUAUGGAUCGUUCUAUAAUGUAUCUAUAUAUGUAAUCAUAUAUAUAUAAUGAAAGGCUCUUGAAAGUUGACGGAGAAGUCAAGUAGUUCUUUUCGUAGUUCUUGCAAAACAGUAUAAUCAAGUGGUUAGUAUGUUCUAUAUCUCAAUUCCAAUCAAG
This is a messenger RNA of Eruca vesicaria subsp. sativa (arugula), 1247 nucleotides long. NCBI's taxonomy places the organism in Eukaryota, Viridiplantae, Streptophyta, Magnoliopsida, Brassicales, Brassicaceae. The record is from the annotation of a GenBank genome assembly.